This is a messenger RNA of Chara braunii, 1064 nucleotides long. Lineage: Eukaryota; Viridiplantae; Streptophyta; Charophyceae; Charales; Characeae. The record is from the annotation of a GenBank genome assembly.
UGGGAAGGGGUUCUCUGCCUGGCGGCAGGGCACUUGCCUUGUCAACACAGAGAUGCGCAGGAGGGCAACUGCCGGGAGCUGCGAUGGAGGGGUGAUGAUCUGUAGUGGGGAAGAUCCUUCAGAUGAUGGGUUUGAACACUGUGGUGGAGCUGGCUGCUCAGAGCCUCGGAGAUCUGGAAGGGAAAAUAGAGAGGGAGCAGGGGAGCAGGAGGGGCGAUGACGAUGGUAGAAGUUACUCGAGGAGAGGCUUUGCAGCAAUGGCCGCUGUCUUGGGGGCAAUGAUGAUGGAGCAUGAUGGAAGGAGAGGAAGUGGGGUGGCUAUGGCAGAAACCGACAUCAACACUGCUGUCGCAGAUGGUGCAACGGCGGCAGUGACAGAUUGCCCACCCGAGACUGACGAAGCGAUGGAACAGAUGAACGUCUUGACUGCUCUUGCGAUCAUUGUAGAAGCAGUUGCCUUGAUUGGAGCUGCAGUGGGUGGUUGGGUGGCUAGACACAGGAAGGCAGAGCUAGAGAGAAUCAAUGCCCAAUUAACGCAGAUCAACCUGAACCUUACGAAACAGGCAAAGGUGGAAACAUAUGCACCGAGGCUAUUGUAUGCCCCCUGUUGGGUGAAGGCUUGAUGCUGAGGCCCCUGCGGACAAGCGAAAGCAGGAAAUUAUGAGCUAUUUUCGAGCUGGUAAAAGAGGUCUGUGAGAGGACCGCCCUCAGGAUGUGUUCUAUGAGUUUGAAAAGGCGUUGGCUUUGGCUAAUACAGGGAGGCGGUGGGGUACCUCAAGGACAGUGUGGAGGAGAAGAAAGCCGCAAGAGGUCCCGGCGCUGCUUGGCAGCGGCUCGGCAAAUACAGGGAGGCGGUGGGGUCCCACAUCACUGUGUUAUCCAUAUCAGCGAAAACAAAAGAACAUGCCGGAUAUACUGAAGCCUACGGGUCCAUUGCUGACUGCUACACAGAGUUAGGAGAUACCAUACCAUUGUAAAUCUACCAGAGCAAGCGCAGAUGGGGGAGAACCCGGAGAAGGGAUCGGAAAAAAACAUGGAGAUCUCAAUGAAGCUCCUGGCUGGAU